This is a messenger RNA of Tilletiaria anomala UBC 951, 1209 nucleotides long. RefSeq names its product class I glutamine amidotransferase-like protein. The coding region runs from base 1 to 1209 and encodes 402 amino acids. NCBI's taxonomy places the organism in Eukaryota, Fungi, Basidiomycota, Exobasidiomycetes, Georgefischeriales, Tilletiariaceae. The record is from RefSeq and is a predicted model, not a curated record. The transcript is spliced from 3 exons.
AUGAUGAUGACCUCUACCCCACCACCAACGGCAGCGGCAGCCCGCCUCUGCGAUCGGCCGCAACGGAGCAUCAGGAGGCGGGCAUCCUUGUCAAGCAAGCGUCGCCUCUCCCUCUUCCCCACUUCGUCUUCCUCCACAGCAGCAGCUACAGCCGCAGCCCUCUUCCUGCUAGCCUCUCUGCCGACGCUCGCAGACGCUAGACAGAAACUGCUGAUCUACACGCGCACAGAGGGCUACCGCCACCUUUCGAUCCCCACAGCGAUCGCCAACGUCAAGGAGCUGUGCAAUCAGAAUGGCGUCGACGUCUACGCGACCGAGGACGAGAGCAAGAUGGAGGACAAGAGUUGGCUCUACGGCUUUGAUGCGCUUGUGUUCAUCUCCACCAGCGGCGAUGCGCUCACCGGAAAGGGCAUUAGUAAUAUGAGGAAUUACAUCCAGGACGGCGGGGGCUUCUUCAGCGCUCAUGAGGCGUGCGAUGCCCUCCUCACCACCCCUUGGUAUCUUCGCCUGGUCGGUGCGCAGUUCGACUAUCACCCGGAGAUCUGUCAUGCCACCCUCAAUGUGCACAAUGAGGACCAUCCGUCCGUCGCGCACCUCAACUCGACGUGGAAGGUGUUCGACGAGAUGUACAACUUCCUCUCCGACCCGCGCAAGCUCGGCUACCAGCUCGUACUCUCCGCUGACGAUCACUCGUAUCACGACCCGGUGAACCCGAUCCCGGAGCGCAUCCGUUUGCAGGGUAACCCGCACCCAAUCGCCUGGUUCAAGGAAGGCAACCUCCUCACGCAUCCCGCACACAAGAAGAUCGGCGGCGGCGUCGACAACAAUAAGAACGCCAUCCGCAAAGGCACACAGGGCGUCGGUGGCGCCGGCAGGAGCUUCUACACUGCCCUUGGCCACACCGACGAGCAGUGGGAAGACGAGACUUUUCACAAACAUGUAUGGGGCGCCAUCUCCUGGGUACUCGACUCACCCUCGAUCCAAUCAAACAGCGGCAACACUUCGGCGCCAGGGACGGCGUACACCGGCACGCCGCACUCCAGCAGUAAGGGCUCCAGCAGCAGUAACGGUGGAGCCGGCAGCGGUGAUGCCAACUCCGGCGGCGCGCCCACUGAGGUCGCCGGCGCUGCGUCGCCGCGCGCAGCCGCAGGUACGCUUGCUCUACUCAUCGCUGCUGCAUCUGCCGCGGUGCUUGCUAUUGCGUUCUAG